Molecule: messenger RNA, 864 nt
Organism: Helianthus annuus (common sunflower)
Lineage: Eukaryota; Viridiplantae; Streptophyta; Magnoliopsida; Asterales; Asteraceae
Exons: 3
Coding region: 72-599 (175 amino acids)
Source: RefSeq, a predicted model, not a curated record
AUAUAAAAAGUCCUCUGCUUUGUAGUUUGUUGUUGAGCUUUGGUGAAAAAACCCCCUUUUUUCUGGAUGCCAUGGGAGGAUCCAAUCGAUCCGUCUUCUUCUUGUUCCAAUUCUGCAGACGAUUACACACAUUAACCAAAAGUAGCCCUAGCGAUGCAUUCAAGAAAAGGAUUGCAGAAUUAGAAAAAGAUCGACGAAGGAGGAACCCUAAAAGGAACCGAUUGUUUGUAGAGACACCUGAAUCGUUAUCAUGGCUUGAUACCGCCAGUAUGCCAAUGUUUGCGACUGUUGCAGGCAUCGCACUCUUCGCUAAACUUCUCAUGAUGUAUGACGAUGCACAUUCACAAGAAAGGAUAGAGAGGAAGAUACAAAAUGCUCCACCUGGUCAAGGAACGGUCAGGAUGCUUACGCGAGAGGAAUGGGAAGAAUUUCGGGAAGUUAGGCCAAGAACUCCAUUUGAAUCAAAGCUUGCUCGUCCUAACGCCCGUAUAAGAACCGGCGAGCCACUACACAUGGAAGAUGUGAAGGAUUGGACAAUCGAUGUGCUGACAGAUGCUCUUACUAGGGCUGAAGAAUGUGUCAAACAGGGAUCCAAGUAGAUUCAAUCCACAAACACCUAGAAAUAGAUAGAUCCCGAGCUCUUGGGUAUAUUAGUCUUCUUAGCAUAUAUGCAGCAAAUUUCAGCGACUUCUUGCUACAAAUUCAACUACCUAUACAUGAUUAGUUUGUUUGAGAUUUGUUUUUUCCAGUUUUUGUAAACCUACAACUACCAUCAUUUUUAACUUCUUAAAUCUCAAUAAGGAGGUGCUUGGACAAUUCUAAGUUUUUCGAUGUGAUAUUGUGAGAGCAUUCUCUUUAGAGUCA